Molecule: messenger RNA, 1248 nt
Organism: Colletotrichum higginsianum IMI 349063
Lineage: Eukaryota; Fungi; Ascomycota; Sordariomycetes; Glomerellales; Glomerellaceae
Product: Tlg2-vesicle protein of 38 kDa
Exons: 2
Coding region: 1-1248 (415 amino acids)
Biological process (GO): mitotic spindle elongation; vesicle-mediated transport
Cellular component (GO): Golgi membrane
Source: RefSeq, a predicted model, not a curated record
AUGCCGGCCGACUACGUGUCUGCAGCGCGAGCUCUCUCCCUCUCGCCGAAUCCCCCCUCCUCGCCCUCCGAAGCCCACGCCGACGUCCGCCCGCCAUGGAUUCGCAACAUUGGUGGCACAUCGGGCCGCCGCUUGUCUGCAAACCGUUUCGGCAGCCGGCCUUCGCAAUCGCGGCGGACAACAGCCCUCUCGGGCCUGAACCGCGCCGCCGUCUCCGCGGUCAAGGCCGGCAACCGUCUGUGGGGCAUGUAUCUCGCCCUAAGCCCCGUCCAGCGCGUCGCCGUCGCCGCCUGCCUGCUCGCCCUCAACGUCCUCAUCAUCGUUCUCCUCGUCUACUCGCACGCAAUCUUCCAGUGGCUCGGCCCCGUCUCGGAAAAAUGGCGCGCGCUCCCGGGUGGCUGGCUCAUCAUCUGGGCCUUCACGUUCCUGACGGCCUUCCCGCCCAUGAUCGGCUACAGCAGCGCCAUUACCAUUUCGGGCUUCGUGUACGGGUUCCCGCUGGGCUACCCCAUCGUCGCGACGGCCACCGUGGCGGGGAGCUUGACAGCUUUUUAUACGAGCAGGGGCAUCUUUAGUGGAUAUGUGCAUCGGCUGGUCGGGCAGGACCAUCGUUUCAUUGCAUUGGGCCAGGUGUUGAGGAAGGAUGGGCUAGGGAUGUUGACGGCAGUGCGGUUCUGUCCGCUGCCGUAUAGCUUGUCGAAUGGAUUCCUGUCCACAAUCCCGACCAUCAAGCCUUGGGUGUUUGCCGCCUCGACAGCACUUGCCAGCCCCAAGCUGCUCGUCCAUGUCUUCAUCGGCAGCCGCCUCGCGCUCAUCGCCGAAAAGGGCGAUGAGAUGACGGCCGGCGGCAAGGCCAUCAACUACAUCUCCAUGGUCUUCGGCGGCGUCGUCGGCCUUGCCGUCGGUUGGGUCAUCUACCAACGCACCAUGGCCCGCGCCGCCGAGCUGGCCCUCGAGGAGGCCGAGGAGAGCGGUCUCGUGCCUGGCCGCGACAACGCGCCCGACUACUCGGACGUCGAGGCCGGCCUCGUCGACCCGGAGGACGUGGCGGCGCUCAUGGACGAAGACGACAUCUCGCUUUGGGCGCGCGAGGCGGACGAGGAGGGAGGGUAUCGUGACUAUGAUGACACUAAUGAGCAGCAGCAUGAGGCCACUGACGACACUACGAGGACAACCCAAAAGGGGGCCGCGGAGACGUUUCACGACGAAUACGAUGGUAACGGGAACGGGUUCAAGGAUUCGGACUAG